Molecule: messenger RNA, 1956 nt
Organism: Eriocheir sinensis (Chinese mitten crab)
Lineage: Eukaryota; Metazoa; Arthropoda; Malacostraca; Decapoda; Varunidae
Product: protein PET117 homolog, mitochondrial-like
Exons: 4
Coding region: 133-396 (87 amino acids)
Biological process (GO): mitochondrial respiratory chain complex IV assembly
Cellular component (GO): mitochondrion
Source: RefSeq, a predicted model, not a curated record
GAAGAAAGAAUAAGAGGAAGAAGAAGAAGAAGAAAAAAGAACAAGACUCAAUCAGCUGUUCAUCCCGCGUUAACAACAACAACAACAAGACUCAGUCAGCUGUUCAUCUCGCGCCGGUCAGGUCAGGUCACCAUGUCGCUGGCUUCUAAGGUCACGUUCGGGGCGGCUUGUUGUGCGACUUUUGGAAUUGUUGGCUACGUACACCUCAAGCAGAGUAUUGACAGAGAGCGGCUGCACGAGGGGGUCAUCAAGGACGUGGAGCGACAGCAGCGACGGAAGGCCGAGAACUUGUACGUCCUCCAGCAGCAGAGCGACCUGGCUAAGCAGUACCGGCAGGAGCAGAGGCAGCAGGAGAGGCAGAGAGCAGAGGGAGAGAGAGAGGCAGAUACCAGCUAGUGUUGAGGAGGAGACAGAUGUGGCCGAGGGAAAUAUACACUCAGAAAAACACUGCACUGCGCUUUGCUAUACACCGGAGACAGUUACGAAUGGCGAAAGUAAACAUGUACGAACAGAACUAUAUCGUGUUUUAGCCGAAGACAGCCAGUUAUGUUAAAAUAGCCUGUCGGGUUUGCUUCAUAAUCUUGAGUUUAAUAAAUGUGGAUUGAAAAGGAGACUGUCUAUUUCUGGUUCAUAAUUCAACCACAAAAGGAUAUUUCUGGUUCAUAAUUCAACCACAAAAGGAUAUUCCUGGUUCAUAAUUCAACCACAAAAGAAUAUUUCUGGUUCAUAAUUCAACCACAAAAGGAUAUUUCUGGGUCAUAAUUCAACCACAAAAGGAUAUUUCUGGUUCAUAAUUCAACCACAAAAGGAUAUUUCUGGUUCAUAAUUCAACCACAAAAGGAUAUUUCUGGUUCAUAAUUCAACCACAAAAGGAUAUUUCUGGUUCAUAAUUCAACCACAAAAGGAUAUUUCUGGGUCAUAAUUCAACCACAAAAAGAUAUUUCUGGUUCAUAAUUCAACCAAAGAUAGUUUAAAUAAAUGUGGAUUGAGAAGGACUGUCUAUUUCUGGUUCAUAAUACAACCACAAAAAGAAAUUUCUGGUUCAUAAUUCAACCAAAGAUAGUUUAAUAAAUGUGGAUUGAAAAGGAGACAGUCUAUUUCUGGUUCAUAAUGCAACCAUAGAUGAAAUACAUGAGUGAAUUUAAAGAUUUAGUUCCAGUAGUUGAUAGUACGACAAGCUAAAAAAAAUAGGCUGUCAGAUUUCGUCCAUUUCGAGUUAAAACUGUGGAUUGAAAAGGAGUCUAUUUCUGGUUCAUAAUUCAACCACAGAUAAAAUACAUGAGUGAAUUUAAAUAUUUAGUUGAUGUAGUUGAUAGCAUGACUAGACAACAAAAAUAGGCUAUCAGAUUUUGUCCAUUUAAAGUUCAAAAUAAAUGUGGAUUGCUAUAGAUCUUGUCAAGCGAAUGAGUUUUACGAGACUAGCUUAUUUACGAGAGACGGCUCAUCUCUCCUCCACAUUACCCAGGCUACGAUACACAUGUUUUUAAGGCAAUACGAUAUGAUCACCGAAUCUGCCGUGAGUAAGUACGUACGUAGGAUAAGGAAUGCAAUAUACUUUUAAGUUUUGUGUAUUUACAUUUGUACCAGCAACUUUUGAGGCUUGAGACAAAUGUUUACAGUCGAAGGGGAUAUAUUAGCUUACGUAUGUAUGUACAGUUCACACUCAGGCUAUACGAAUACACAGAAAACGGAGAUGCGUAACGGAACUGACGCCCGGGUUGUGGGGUCGAAGGUACACUCGGAAUUAUACACGGAGUAGAAUUACGUAAAGGGAGAGGGUCGGUCGCGGGUACGAAGCAAGUGUUUGUGAAGGUACGACUCUGAACUCAUCUCUAUCGAAGGUUUGCAGGUGUGAUAAUGAGAUGAAGGUAAGUAAUUGACACACACACACACACACACACACACACACACACACACACACACUCGACAGGUUCUCUCUGCCGCACAAACUCUUAC